AUGUAUGUCGCGAUGUUACUACUUCUAGUAGCCAGUCCAGUGGCUGUGUAUUCGAGUGUAAAUGGUGGAACAAGUUGUAUCGCCUGUACGGCUAGUGUGAGUCUUGUCGACCAGCUGGCUUUGGUACACACCGAGGGAAUCGACAAAGCAAUGCAGCGACUGUGUUCAUUUCUACCAGAUGAUUACAAAAGUGUAUGUAAAGAAUUCGUCAGUUUAGCCGGACCUAUAAUUAUAGACCUCUUAGCUAAUGGAGAAAAUCCAGACACUGUUUGCCAAGCAUUACAAGUAUGCAAGACAGAACCACCUAACCCGACAUGCCACAUGUAUCCUAAACCCAAAAAUGGAUUCCAUGUUGAUGCUCAUAGAAGCAAAAUAAUGACGAAAUACUCCGACAAAUUGAAGGAGAUUGCAGAUAUCGACAUUUGUGGCAUGUUACCAGGAUUAAAACAAAUAUGUAAAUUAGCUGACAGACUUCCACAUGCGGGGCCUGGUGAAUAUAUGCCAAAAGUUGACUUUGACGGAGACGGGUACAGUACUUUAGAUGUGCUGCGUGGGACGUCGUGGCGCGGAAAAGACUGUGACGAUCGCCGAGCAGCUCUGCACCCUGGAGCAAGACCUGAGGACUGGGAUCGAUAUGAAGACUCCAACUGCAACGGUAUUUACGGUAUCGAUCCUGUUAGUAGCAAGCCAUAUGAGCAACUACUGUGCGCUGAUUCCGACCCGAUGGGUAUUGUCGUACUCGGAGAUUCGGGAGCUGCCCAUUUCCAUAUUCCCGGAGAAUGGUUUACGCCCUCUAUUUUGAACAUGGAAAUGUUCCUUAACGUGACGUUCGUGGCUGGCAAUGAGCUUGAUUGGCCAUCUAUGUCAGCAGUAACAGGGUUUCAAAAUUUGACUAUGCCGAUAAUUCAUGGUUGGACUGACUCCUUGUAUCAAAGAUUACGUCAGAGAAAUUUGUGCAAUCAUCGUGAUUAUCAGAGCAUAGCAGUUAACGGUGGGGCGUGCGGCAACAUGAACACAAUUGUGAAAAGUUUAUCCCGGAACCAGCAAAAAGAUUACCCGGUAUUAGCCAUCUACUCAUUGGUGGCCAAUGAUGUGUGCAAUGGGCAUCCAGAUACCAUUGCUCACAUGACUACACCAGCGGAAAUGAGACAGGAAACACUGAUCACACUGGAUUAUUUGGACACUGUCCUUCCAAAGGGCAGCUCUCUAGUAAUCACUGGUAUGUUUGAUGGUACCAUUGUAUAUCGAUACAUGCACAACCUGUUCCAUCCACUGGGGCAACUACGUAAGGAUCUCACUUACGCCACCGUGUAUGAGUAUUUAAUGUGCUUACAGAUAUCACCCUGCAAUGGAUGGAUGUCUGCAAACGAAACACUCAGAAAUCUCACAUCAGAGCGAGGUGCGGCGUUGAGUAGGGUUCUGCAAGACCUGGUGGAGAAAAGCAACUAUACUAAUUAUAAACUUUAUUAUUUGGACUUCGCUAUUGGUAUAAAUGCAGAGAUUGACAAUUACAUCAAUCACGGUGGUAGUGCAGCCGAUAUAUUUGAAUCAGUGGAUGGUUUUCACCCAGCACAAACGUUACAACGAAUUUUGUCAGAAUACAUAUGGAGCAAUCUGAUGGCCAAGCACCCUCAAACUCUCGGAAGAGUGAACACAAACAAUGAGCAGAUAUUAAAGCUUUUCGGUGAUCAAGGAGGGUAUUAAGAUUCAUCAUGUAUUGGGUGUGUAGUACGUCUUUGUUUCCAAGAUUGAAGCACAGUCAGC
Messenger RNA from Saccoglossus kowalevskii, 1764 nucleotides. Its product is annotated as acyloxyacyl hydrolase-like. Lineage: Eukaryota; Metazoa; Hemichordata; Enteropneusta; Harrimaniidae. The record is from RefSeq and is a predicted model, not a curated record.